Messenger RNA from Sclerotinia sclerotiorum 1980 UF-70, 1146 nucleotides. RefSeq lists its product as hypothetical. Gene Ontology annotation, cellular component: cytoplasm. The coding region runs from base 1 to 1146 and encodes 381 amino acids. Gene Ontology annotation, molecular function: GTP binding; ATP hydrolysis activity. The transcript has 3 exons. Lineage: Eukaryota; Fungi; Ascomycota; Leotiomycetes; Helotiales; Sclerotiniaceae. The record is from RefSeq and is a predicted model, not a curated record.
AUGCCAAAAGUAUUCACAACCAUCGAUCCUCAACGUGCAAUUGGCUACCUUCAAAUCGACUGUGCCUGCGCCCGCUACAAUCUUCAAUCGCGCUGCAAACCCAACUAUGGUUCCUGUAUAGACGGACGUCGCUCUGUUCCCAUCGAACUCCUCGAUGUAGCCGGACUCGUUCCAGGCGCCCAUGAAGGAAAAGGUCUUGGAAAUAAGUUUCUCGAUGAUUUACGCCAUGCAGAUGCGCUCAUCCACGUCGUCGACGUAAGUGGUACUACUGACGCGGAAGGCAAAGCAACGAGAGGUUAUGAUCCUAGUUAUGAUAUCGUGUGGUUGCGUUCGGAGAUCGUAGCAUGGAUUCGAGGAAACUUGAUGCAGAAAUGGGGAUCGAUAAAACGGAGACACGUAGCUGUCAAAGCUACAGCUGUCGAGACAUUACAGGGGCAAUUUUCCGGAUAUGGAAGUACGAGUUCGGUCGUUGCGAGGACGUUGGAUAAAUUGGGAUUGAAGGAGCCCUUGGAACAUUGGUCUGAUGAGACGAUUGAUUUGGUGGUGAAUGCUUUUACGGAUGAGAAAUUCCCGACGGUUAUUGCCCUUAAUAAAAUCGAUCAUGCGGAUGCGGACAAGAAUAUUAGCAAGAUCGCAAAGAUGCAAGAUCCGAAGAGUAUUGUGUUGUGUAGUGCUGUUUCGGAGGUUUUCUUGAGGAGGUUGGCUAAACAGGGUUUUGUCAGAUAUACGGAGGGAAGUGAGUUUGUGGAUACCAGGGAUGAUUUAAUUGCCGACGGCGAUGAAACCGGUGGAGGUCUAAAAGAAUUGGACGAGAAGCUCAAAACGAGAAUUGAGAAUCUAAAGGACAUGGUUCUUUACAGAUUUGGAAGUACCGGAGUAGUACAAGUACUCUCUCGAGCAGCAGAAUUACUAGGUUUAGUACCAGUAUUUCCUGUAAGGAACGUAGGAAGUCUAAUAGCGGGAAGUGGUGGUUCUGGAAGUGAGAAGGUGUUUAGGGAUUGUGUGUUGGUUAAGAAAAACACUACAGUUGCGGAGUGUGCAAGGAAAGUUAUGGGAGAUGCUCCUUUAGCUUAUGUUGAAGGAGCUGGUGGAGUGAGAGUUUCGGAAGAUGCUAUUGUUUCUGUUGGUCAUAAUGAUAGUAGGUAG